Molecule: messenger RNA, 477 nt
Organism: Rosa rugosa (rugosa rose)
Lineage: Eukaryota; Viridiplantae; Streptophyta; Magnoliopsida; Rosales; Rosaceae
Exons: 1
Coding region: 1-477 (158 amino acids)
Molecular function (GO): RNA-DNA hybrid ribonuclease activity; nucleic acid binding
Source: RefSeq, a predicted model, not a curated record
AUGGUUGGUAUGUUGUGCUUGAACGUUGAUGGUGCUUAUGUUUCUUCAUUACAACAUGGAGGCAUAGGAGGUGUUCUGCGUAAUGAGAAGGGUAAGUUUAUCGCUGGCUUUGCGUAUAGGGUGCCUAAUGUGUCUUCUGCUUAUCAUACUGAGUUGCUUGCUAUUAAAUCUGGGUUGGAGAUCAUCCAGACACUUGGUUUGUCCAAUAUUGCUUUAAUGAGUGAUUGUUUAGAGGCUGUUAAGGCUGUGACAGAAGAGGACCAAGAUUUAUCUUCUUUGGGAACUAUUGUUGAAGAUAUUAAAGGUUUGCUAGGUGAAUUGCAGUCUAUAGGUGUUCAUCAUACUUAUAGAACUGCUAACCAUGUUGCUCAUAGAUUAGCAGGUCUUGGUUUUGAUUCUGACAUUCAUAUGGAAAAUGGUUCUUUCAAGCUCCAGAGUCUGUUCUGGAUGCCCUACAGUACGAUUGUAAUCGUAUGA